Molecule: messenger RNA, 3372 nt
Organism: Planococcus citri (citrus mealybug)
Lineage: Eukaryota; Metazoa; Arthropoda; Insecta; Hemiptera; Pseudococcidae
Exons: 2
Coding region: 108-2981 (957 amino acids)
Source: RefSeq, a predicted model, not a curated record
AUCGAUUGAGAAAAAUUGAUAACUUUUUUUUUAUAAAGUAGUAAAUGCUCCGCUACCGCAAGUUUUUCUGUUCUUUCGUGAAACUUGUUCGGUACGGUGCAUAAAAUAUGACGAGAUUGAGAUCAAUAUCCAUUCAAAUGAAGACCUCUGCCACCCUAUUGAUAACAUUCCUCUUCGCAAUCAAUCUAAACCCCAUCCACAGCGCCUCUUUCGAUGAACAAUUCGUCUCAUCAGAACACUUCGUCGAUAAAACACUUCUACUGGAGGAUUUUUUCAAAGAUGAAUCUCGAGUAUUCAUCAAUACUCCAUCAGGUUUCGGUAAAAGUACAAAUUUAGCCAUGAUCAGGAAAUUUUGCCAAAUGGAAUUCGUUGAUAAUAAUCAAACCCGCCUUAUUCAACCUACACCGUGGAACCAAACCAAUGCCUAUGAGCUUUUCAAACCAUUGAAAAUCGCCCAACGUGAAGAAAUUAUCUCAGAACACUUGGCUCAGCAUCCGGUAAUAUUUCUAGACAUGGGGCUGGAUAUCGAAAAAAAUACAAAAUUACCAAAUGAACGAGAUUUUUUCAUAAAUUACGGAGCCGCGUUAUUCUAUGCAAUAAAUGAUCACGAGAAUUUGAUAUCUAAUUUAACAAAAGGAGCAUUUGAAAAUGGAACAAUCGAAGCGCAAUUGAAGGAAAAUUAUUGUACAGAAUUGAACCUACUUUCUGGCAUCUUGCAAAGUGGUCGAGGUGAGGAGAGUUUCAUGAUCAUGUAUCACGAUUACAUUACCCAUCUCAGCAAAAUUCUACACCAAUAUUACAACAGAACUGUAGUAUUACUGAUUGAUAAUUACGAUUAUAUCGUCCAUAAAUAUCUCAUAGAUUCCCCGAUACGUUUAAAUAUCAUCAAAAGAGUUUUUGAAGAAGAUGUUGUGGGAUUAUCACGAAAUAUGUCUCAUGGAAUAGGAUACUUAAUGAUAACAAGUGUGACAAACAUAGGCAUCCACGAUUUCGAGCUCGAUAAAUACUUGACUACGUCAUUUUUCUACGACGAUCAUCUCUACACGUCUCAAUAUGGUCUGACUCAACAAGAAGUUAAUCAAUUGCUGGAAAAACACCAAUGCGAUGAGCUGCAGAAAUCCACCAUCGAUCAAUACUGCAACGGAUACGAGACCAAAACGAAAUACCAAAAGAUUUACAACACUUCUUGCGUCGUAGAUUAUUUCAAAAGCAAAGACUCGAUAUCGAAUAUCAAUACUUGGAUUGGACGUCAAAAGCCUAGUGGUCCGAGUAAUUUCAUAUGGAAAUUACUCAAAGAACCCGAAUACCUGGACGUGGUUUGUAAAUUGAUCAAACAUUGCUCAACAAGACACGGAAGUCAUGAAAUCCUUUCCUUGACAAAUUUCACCAAAGUUAUCGACAAUGAUUUCCAAGAACCUCAAUUCGCCUCGGGAGGGAACUGUUCCGCCAUUUCUUUCUUAAUCCAGCAAGGACUUCUCAGUCCAAUCAGAACCAGAAGCGCAUUUACCAUUUCAAAUCAACUAGCACAACUCCAAUUUUCAACUGACAUGCAAUAUUAUUACGAAAAAGUCGCCAAUAUCGAUCUGACACUAGUAGGUUCUCAUUUAUACGAUAUUUUCCUUUCGUUAAAGGCAAACACGACAGUAAAGCAAGACCUGAGUGAAUACCUCACAAAAGCAUUCAACGAGCUGAAACCUUUGAACGUGAGCAACUUCAACACCUCGAAAUCCGUCGAAGUGACGCAGAAAUUCGUACAUCAGUCGAUUAUCCAUCUUGGAGCAUUGACCAAUCAAUAUUUAAAGGUCAUUGAAGACUAUCCGCAACCAAUAACUUACGAAAAAACUGUGAAGAAUGCGGAUAGAAGAUGUGUUACUUGCAUAGUGCAUCGCAAUAUCGCGCUGAUUGUUAAAACUUCGGAUACCAGUGGGUUUAAAAUUGCUGAAGAUAGAGCUCACCGAUUUUAUAACUAUUCGCAGCCCGAUAUCGAUCACGUGUGGUAUUUGAUUAUUCAUACAGAUGAUCAAAAACAAGUGUCGACUCAUUUUAGUAAGAAAUUGAUCCAAAAUGUGACCGGUUCCAAGUCUAACCGAACGAAAAGGAAUCAAACAAAACUCACAACUCUGCCGUUGACUAUUGUGACAAAUUUCAGUAGCACAAACCAAACGCAACUCACAGCUCUGCUGUUGACUACUGUGACAAAUGUCAGCAGCACCAACCAAACCAAACCCACAACUCUGCCGUUGACUAAUACCGUGACAAAUUUCAGUAGCACGAACCAAACCAAACUCACAACUCUGCCGUUGACUAUUGUGACAAAUUUCAGUAGCACAAACCAAACAAAACUCACAACUCUGCUAUUGACUACCUUGACUAAUUUCAGUAGCACAAACCAAACAAAACACACAACUCUGCCGUUGACUACCGUGACAAAUUUCAGUAGCACGAAUCAAACAUUAAAACUCACAACUCUGCCAUUGAUUACUGUGACAAAUUUUGGUAGCACGAACCAAACAAAACUCACAACUCUGCCCCUGACUAUUGUGACAAAUUUCAGUAGCACCAACCAAACCAAACGCACAACUCUGCCAUUGACUACCAUGACAAAUUUCAGUAGCACCAACCAAACCAAACCCACAACUCUGCCAUUGACUACUGUGACAAAAUUCAGUAGCACAAACCAAACGAAACUCACAACUCUGCCGUUGACUACUGUGACAAAUUUCAGUGGCACGAACCAAACAAAACUCUCAACUCUGCCAUUGAUUACUGUGACAAAUUUUGGUAGCACCAACCAAACCAAACUCACAACUCUGCCGUUGAAUACUGUGACAAAUUUCAGUAGCACGAACCAAACAAAACCCACAACUCUGCCAUUGACUACCGUGACAAAUUUCAGUAGCACAAACCAAACAAAACCCACAACUCUGCCGUUGACUACUGUGACAAAUUUCAGUAGCACUGUCAAUGGGUCUUGUCAAUAGGAAUUUUAAAAUUACUAUCACAUACUUUCACAGAUUACGAACCAUGAUCAUGGGAUCAGAGAUGAAAUCACGAAGAUGUAUCCGUAUGGGUUUAGAUAGAUGCUGAGUUUUAUGGAAGUAUCAAGUAGUAUUUCGAAAUGUACCUACUUAGUAGGUACCUAUUUACUGCAAAAAUAAUAAUGUCUAAUGUCUCGACUUAAUAUUGUAAAUAAAAAUCAAUUAGGUAUGCAAAUAAUUUAAUUCAAGUGUUUUUUCAAGAACGACAUUCGACGCAUCUAAUUUUUAAGUAUUUUUCAUAUAGGCACCUAUCUGUAUACUUUAAUUUCUCACAAGCAUAUUUUUGUACUUGUACCUACCUCUUGCAGCAUAAAGAAUCCAAUUUCAUUCAACA